Malus domestica (apple) is the source of this 1702-nucleotide messenger RNA. The record is from RefSeq and is a predicted model, not a curated record. NCBI's taxonomy places the organism in Eukaryota, Viridiplantae, Streptophyta, Magnoliopsida, Rosales, Rosaceae.
ACGGCUCAUGGGUUCCUGCAAAAUUGUGCUUAAAAAGCCUCUGAGAAAUUUUGUGACAAAUGAUUCCCAAAUGAUCGAUGGGAGUGUUGAAUUGCCAGGGUCCUCCCAGCCCAACCCAGAAAACCCAAUUCGUCAUCUUCCUCCAAAUUCCCACAUUUGAAGAAAUUAAUCAAGAUUAAUUUGUUGGGUCUGAUUGAAUGACUCAAAGUUUUGAAAUUUGAAGUUAUUGUCUAUAAGGCUUCUACUUCACCAUGCAAAUCGUUUCCAAGUUUUGAAGGCCAUUUUCUAGUCAAGUUUGUCUGUUUGGCGUACCACAGUUAUGUUUUUGAUUAAAAAGUAUGAGCUAUUCAUCAACUCAAUUUGCCACCUCAAGACAAAUGGGGAUAUACGAGCCAUUCCGCCAAAUUGGUGUGUGGAAAGAAACCUUCAGAGGUGAUCACACCUCUAACACAGCUGCUUCCACAAUUCUAGAAGAGGAUUCUGGUAUCGAAAACAAGAUUGGAUUUGUUUCUCAUGAACCCAUGCUGCCUUCCGGAAACGGAAAUGAUCACGAACCGAGCAGAUCUGCUGAUAAGGUGCAGAGACGGUUAGAACAAAAUCGUGAAGCUGCACGGAAGAGUCGUAUGCGAAAAAAGGCUUAUGUUCAACAACUCGAAACAAGCCGCUUAAAAUUGGCACAGCUGGAGCUGGAAAUUGACAGAGCUAGAAAACAGGGUGCCUAUGCAAGCAGUUCAUUAGGUACUAGCCAUAUGGGAUACAAUGGAGCUUUGAAUUCAGGGAUCACUACAUUUGAGAUGGAAUAUGGACACUGGGUUGAAGAACAACACAGACAAAUUGUUGAGCUCAGAAAUGCACUGAAUGAUCGUGCAACAGACAUAGAACUUCGAAAACUCGUAGACUGUGGCUUGAACCACUAUGCCAUUCUUUUCCGAAUGAAGGCAGAUGCUGCAAGGGUUGAUAUCUUUUACUUACUGUCUGGCAUAUGGAGAACAUCAGUCGAACGCCAUUUUCAUUGGAUUGGUGGAUUUCGCCCGUCGGAGCUGCUAAAUAUUGUGUUGCCACAGCUUCAGCCAUUGACUGAUCAACAACGUCUGGACUUCUGUAACCUGCGGCAAUCGUCACAGCAAGCGGAGGAUGCGCUAUCACAGGGAAUGGACAAACUGCAGCAGGCUCUGGCAUUGAGCAUAGCAGCUGAUCAAAUGAGUGGAGAAAGUUUUGGGUGUCAGAUGGCUUCUGCACUUGAGAAGCUUGAAGCACUAGAGAGCUUCUUGAGCCAGGCAGAUCACCUUCGGCAGCAAACGCUGCAGCAAAUGUCUCGAAUCCUCACGACACACCAAGCAGCGCAAGGCUUGCUUGCACUGGGGGAGUACUUUCACCGGUUACGUGCCCUCAGUUCUCUAUGGACUGCUCGUCCCCGCAAACCAACAUAGUCAGCUGCAACGUAUUCUCCGUAGUUAUAUGUAUUCUUUGUUCCAUUAUUAUGAACUUAUAUCUCCCUGUUUCAGAAGGUGUAACCGUGUAAAUAUGAAGAACCUUAGUGCAGGAGCGUUACCUAUGCAUAUAGGUUUUCAAAUUAGGUCUCCAAUGAAUGUAGCAUAUACGAAGUUUCUCUAAGGGUAGGAAUCAUUUCCGCGCUAAAACGCUUUAUCUGUUGUAGUGAGCAGUAUUAAGGUUUGUCGAGUUAUUAGAUUGUGGCCAUACA